CACCCCCGUCUCCUCUCACCUCAUUUCAUCGACUUAUCACCUCAUCUGGUUGCUCGACACUGUCUGUCGUCAGAUUGGGUUUCAACAACCUGGAAGGCUGCACUCGGGGUCAACCCGCUGCCUGGCUCUGUGAGCGGUGAAGCCGCUCGGCUAGCUGAGCUGCUCACUAGCUAAUUAGUCACCGGAGCUCCGUGGAGACUGUCACCACGGUGGUGUCAGCAACGUUAUCCGCCGACACGCAGCCAUGCUAGCCGCUGACACGCACAACAUGUAGUUGUAGUCGGGGCGUCAUGAGCUGCAGCGCCCGUACACGAGCAGCAAGCGGCGGUGCUAACCAGCAGCGGCUAGCUCGCUAACGCUUAGCAUUUUUUUUUUUUUUUUUUAGCGCAAGCGUCCACAUGUUCGCUCCGUCCCCCGGUGUGCACCCGUUAGUCUGCCGCGGUUCGGGAGCAGGAAUAACCGACGGUCAGAGUCUCCAUCAGCCCUUUAACAUGAGACCCGCAGGACAGUGAGCUAGCUAGCAGGCUGCUGCUAGCGGCUAACUUAGCCGGUGAUGCUAGCAGCAGCGUCCGUCCACGCCGCCCGCAGCUGAAGUCACGUCCGUCCCAUGGAGCUGAAGUGUUGCCCGGCUUCCCAAAGAUGACGGGCCGCCUGAGCCCGGUUUUUGUGCCUCUGUAUGCAGGAGGCGGAACAUGGAAGCCGAGGAAGAGUGGGACAAAGAUCUGAGUGCGCACAAGCUGCUGGAUAAGAAAGUGCUCCGCAAACAGAAUGGAGGGAUCGGUAUAGCCAGGACUCUUCACGGUCUGUUUAAAACCCAAAACACGCUGCAGAUUCAGUCCAUCACCUGCUCAGAAUGUGCUAGCUCCUGUCCAAAUCUGAUGAUGAGUAGGACCGAGCACACCGAUGCGAGGCCCAUCCCCGUGGCCCUUACCCCCCAGCUCCCCCCCAGAGCUCACCGGCCCCUCUGCGUGUCGGUCUCCUCCGACAGCAGCGGCCGCUUCAAAGCUCUGGAGACGCAGGAGUGGAAGAAUAACCUCAAAGCUCAGAUGGAGCAGGCCCACAGUGCAGGAGCUGCCAGCAGCACAGGCUCUCUAGAGCGAGCAUCCCUGUUCUGUGCCUCAGCUUCCACCACAGCAUCCAGCUCCAGCCUGUCCAGUCCAGUGGAGAUCCUCAACAAAAGCAAAUCCUCCAGCCGCUUCUCUCUCUUCUCUCCACCCUGGAACAGCAGUUCUGAGUCUGACUCCAACCCGCCGUCCCGUUCUGGUUCCAAGAAGUUGCGCAACUACAGCAGGAGAGCUGCCACGGGUCCGGCAGGAGCCAGGGGCCCCGACACACCUGAGCCUAAACCCAGCGGCCCUGAACACUUCCAGUACUCUGAACCCGUCAUCUCCAAGGUGACGGACUACAUCUAUGUUGGCAACCUGAAUGCGGCAUACAAUGGACGCACCCUGUGCCGCAACAACAUCGACAGCAUCAUAGAUAUGAGCAGCUUGCCAGGAGAACCGGGGCCCAGCCUCAGCCUCAUACCCUGCACCUGCACCCGCGGCGCCCGUCACAGCUGGUCUCGCCUCAAGGUAGACAUUGGAGACGUGCCGGACGCUUUGGGUGACGGCCCGGCCCUGAAACAGCGCUGCUUCGAGGACAUCAACGAAUGCAUUGACGCCUCCACAGAGAAGAGGAAGCGUGUCCUGGUCCACUGUCGGGACGGCUUCUCCUUGGCACCGACGUGUAUCAUCCAGUACCUGAUGGUGAAGCAGAACAUGAGGCUGAUUGCCGCCUACGAGCUGCUGAGGGCCAAGUACCCGGUCAACAUCAGGGAAUGUCACCAGAAUGUGCUGGUGAGCCUGGAGAGGGCGCUGCGGCCUGGGGGCAACGUCAACCCUGAGUGCUUUAAACAGGCCAUCUCACGCAAAGUGGCGUGGACCUGACUCACUUUCAAACAUGCUCAGCUGCUGCUUAUGGUAUAAAAUAUUUUCCUAAAAACAAUCAAGGGCAGUUGUACUUCGCCCUGUCGACUCUUCAACUGGUCCACUGGAUGUUAUUGUCCUCACCUGAGUUCAGUGACUGUAAAACGUAUGAAUUUGAUGUAUUUCCUCUUCAAACCUAUAAAUGUGACCUGGCCGUUAUUCCUCCCCUCUCACAGAACAGGAGACGCAAUAGACUUCACUGUAAUGUAUACAGCUUAGUGGUAUCACAAUGUAAUAGUGUUGGCUGUAUAGUUGAUAUAGUCCUGCUCCGGUUUUGUGCCAUGCCGUCAUGGUGGUGUUUUCUAUCAGGGGAAAUUAUUAAUGGGAGAUCUCAGGAGAUUAUUGAUGUCAUUCUAGUACAGGGUGGGAAAUUACUCAUCAGAUGAGUCCUCGGCCAAGUUCACACCUGGAAAUAAAAUGCGUCUUGGUUAGCUUUAUGUGGCAUAUAUGGUCUGGUAAUAUGUUCACAACAGUUGCAAAGACCAAUAUCAGUCUAUUAGUUGCAACCUAACGGAUACAGAAUUUUAGUUGGUGAGUUUUGAUGCACAGAAACACUGUUACAGGUGUGGAAUUGCCCUUUGGGUUUCUGAAAAUCAUAACAUUAUGUUUAUUAAAUAAAGCUACACUUUGAAAAUAUGCAACUAAAACAGUUAUUUACUUGUAUUUAAAAAUAAAUUCUGAUGUUUUCACCUUGCAUUUUGCCGCCAUUACCUCUUUGAAAACAGUUAAUCACGUAAGCCAAAUGAGUCAGAAUAUGUUGAGCUGGGAAGGAUCCUCCCAGUGGAGCCAUCUUUGCCUUCGAAUUGGGACAGUCUAGUUCCUCUGCCAGCAAGACCAGACACCUAUCUAAAUGAAUGGUCACUGGCACAUAAACAACUGCUGAUAACAACAGAUUAGGUUAAGCAUGCCCCAAAAAUACAAUUGAUGCUUCAAACAAUGUUUUUCUACAUAUCCAUGAAUAUGGUUGUUGAUUGGUAUGAUAUUGCAGUGAAGAAGUCCUGGAUCUGCUACCGCCAUCAGUUGAAACAAUAGUGAACUUCAACACAAUUGGCUUGCUAUGUUUGACAAUUGACUGUUGUGGAAAGGGCAAGACAUGGAUCAUACAACCGUCAACUUUGGCAUCACAGACAUCCUAUUUAGGAUUUUGUACCUGGGUUGUUUACUCCCUUAUAAUGUUCCUGCCUUUGGGCAUUAAGUGCAGUGAAUUAUAUGAAAGUAUCCAUGGCCAAAAUGUGGUGGAAAAUUGCCAGAUAAUAAAUGUGUAAUGUGUAUGUUGCUAAGACAACUUGCAUAUAAAGCCUUGCAAAGAAAGAUACCUUUAUGUGAGAAGGCAGGAAAAACAAAUCAAAUUGAUCCCUCUGUACUUGCAGAACAUAUGGUCCAACCACAUAUCAGCAGGAAAGUGAAGUGUUAAUUGCUCCCGUCCUGGCACCUUGAUUCCUUUUAAAUGGCUGCAGUCAAUAUCUUUAUCAACAACAAUAUGAAAACAAUGUCAGUGCUGUGAUGCUUCUCCGUUUCUGCUGCCACUUCAGGUGGGGGGGGUUUAAGAAAUAGGGUGUUCCAGCCUUGAUAACUCAACAAAACACUGGUGGACAUGAUGACAUUCAAACAUUUUAAAAGGUGCCUGUGAACUGUGUCGGAAACAGUUAAGUUUUUCACCAAAUCAGUGGUAAAGUUUGGUUUAAAUGAACUACAAUUUUGCAUUACAAGUAGAGCAUGAGAUAAAGACAACUGGACCUGUUCAUCAAAACUUUACUCUAUAGCACCACUGGUGGUCAAAUCUCCACAGAGAACCUUUAAUUUAUCUGUAAAACUCUAGACUUCCUAUGUGGCUCAAUAGCUGUUGAGCCUGAACUGUAUUUUAAAAGCAGUUAAACUCUACACACUGAUUUAAAUCAAAUUCCAAUGUGAAGCUGAAACACAAGUGGCCGCCCAAGAUGCAUUUUUAGAAAUGACAGGUGUGAACUUAGAUCAGUUUUAUAUAGAUUUUUACACAAAGAUCUGAAGGAGAAGCAGGUACCUGGAUAUCAUUUGUUUGGAACUUUGUUUUUCUUCCAAAAUAAUGUUAAGCUGGUGAAAUCGUUGUUUGAAGCCAUUGUGGGUGGGUUAAAAAAAGUUUGUUUCUGACCCUGUUGAAACAAAGCUGCCACUCUGAAGAACAGAGGACCAUUGGAUCCAUCACCACUGACUGGAUUACAUUGAUUUAUCUGCUUCUAUCGCAAGAGGGAACUUUGCACACGGACACCUGAUUUAAAUGUAAAGCUUCUGUUGUUUGUGACAUUUUCAUGCUGUUUUCUUUUGUUUUUCCGAGGUCAUACUUGAUGGAAGAUGAACGGUUCGACCUCUCCUCCGUGAGGAAGACUGUAGC
Paralichthys olivaceus (Japanese flounder) is the source of this 4335-nucleotide messenger RNA. NCBI's taxonomy places the organism in Eukaryota, Metazoa, Chordata, Actinopteri, Pleuronectiformes, Paralichthyidae. The record is from RefSeq and is a predicted model, not a curated record.